AUGUACAGCGCGUUGCUCUUGUUUCUCGCGGCGGUCGUUCCUGGCGCCGCUUCGGUCGUUCAGGUCGGGACAAGAGCGAAUGCGAAUGCUCUAGUGGACUCGAAAGGCCUGGAGUUUGUCUCCCGAGACGCUUUCUGUGCCUAUCAUUGCAGUCACGUACAUGUGACGCAGGCGCAUCGUCACUUGCGGGAACAAUCGGAAUGUCUCGAGAGUCUUUGUGGCGCGUCGCUUGGUACCGUCGAGAGUCCAUUAGCGUCUCCUUCUCGACGUCUUUUACGUCCGAGUGUGGCAUUUACUGGCGAUCAGAGCAAUAGCAACGAAGCAGCAGCUGCGGUCGUCGGGGACGUUCAUGCUGCUGAUGAAGAUGGCAAGGACGUGACGAUCAUCAGCGUCGUCUCGUGCGCGAGUGUCACGGACAUUACACUGAGCAUCGGGGACCCGGAACGAGACGAGUUUGCUGGCUUUUAUCAAGCGUUUUCCACAGCUUAUGACGCCAUGCUGGCCGGUGCGAACGCGACGUUUGACGCGUGCCAGUUGCAGUUUCUGCAGAAGGAGUUGCUCACCACGUACGCGACGGCCGACUUGAUGGACGACGACGAUGUGAUGGAGAUCAAACCGUCGUUGAUCAAGCUGAAUGCGUCGAGUGACGAGCUGACGUGUUUGAAGCAGAUUAAACACAUUUGGCCCGCAUCGAGCGAGAGCCACACGCCGUUUUUGACCAGGAGUGACCAGGACAAUGCCAUGGCGACCGUUCUCUUGGUGCACGUGAGUGCCGCAAUUGGCGACGAGAUUCUGGCUUUGUCUUGUGUCGAGAGUGUCACGGUGUUGCCACCGAUUCUCAAAUUGAUGCCAUUUGCCAAGAGUUCGUAUGCGCUGUCGAGAGACACGUCCAAGUCGAAAGAGGGACCCGCACUUGAAAUUCGCCUGGCCAAGGUGGUCAACACGCAACGAGCACUCAAUCGAUUGUCUGCUCGAGUGACGAAAGCAACAGGGAUCCAGAACUUGAUCACGAUGCAGAGCUCGACUCCAGAUAUUGGAGGAGUAUUGCUGCAAACGGCAUUGGAUGACUACACCACGUGGACACAGGUGUUAGCUCUUGUGCUGGAUGACGAGGCCGUCGAGUGGGUCGAUCUGCAGCAGGUCGUUACCACAAGUUCCCUUCAAGCACUCAAAGUACCAACUUUGGAGCAGCGUCUAUUGCGCGAGAGCUUUCUUGACGAGACUGGGCAAAUGGAGGUGAGCACGAAGCACACAAGUCGACGACUGGAUGACUACGUUCAGGACUUGAUGGGCGUGAACAUUAUGCGGGAGCACAAUAUCACGGGCAGCUCCAUUGUGGUUGGGAUCACGGACACGGGACUUUACAUUGACCACGACCAAUUUGACCAGGAAUCCCGGAAAAUGUACGACAAGCCGGACUUGACUGCUCGCAAGGUCAUUUACUACCAAACGUUUGCCAACGAUGUGGACGAAGCGGAAGAUGUGACGUGUGGCCACGGUACACACGUUGCAGGUGUUUUAGCAGGCAGUUCGUACAGCAAGUUGCACGGCGAUUUCGGGAUCGCUUCCAGUGCUCGAAUCGCUUUCAUGGAUAUUGGAAAGCAGGACGCUUCUUGUGCUGGGAUGAGUGGAUGUGAGGUGUCACUGGAAACACCCGGUGAGGUUGCGAACCUCAUGAAAGCCCAAGUCGACACAGGUGCUCGUAUCUUUUCCUUCUCCUGGGGUACUGGAGCCAACGAUUACAACACGCAGACCGAGCAAGUGGACGAGUACAUUUACAACAACCCCGAGAUCUUGAUUGUUGUUGCAGCGGGGAAUAGUGGUGAAAAAGGCAGUUUUACGAUCAGUAGUCCAUCCGGUGCGAAGAACGUCAUCUCGGUUGGUGCGAGUCUCAAUGCCGCCGCUUCGUUCGCAUCGACUCCGUGUCAAUCCAUUCUGAAUGAAAACACGGUCGCGUCGUUCUCAUCGAUUGGACCGACACUGGACGGUCGAUUGAAACCGGAUUUAGUUGCCCCUGGAAUGUCCAUCAUCUCGUCCCAGUCGGAACAACCUGGCUCGAAAGUCAAAUCUUCUGCUGUGUGUCCCCUUCAAGGAACAUCGCAAGCUACGCCGGUUAUUGCUGGCAUGGCAGUGCUCAUUUUCGAAUGGUUACGGGAUGGAUGGUGGAAAAAUGGUGUCGCGGAUCCGACCUUCGGGAUGGACACAAUUCCCGCUUCUUUGAUCAAAGCUUUGCUGCUCCAUAGUAGUGAAGCCCUGUCGCGACGUCUCAUGGAACCAACUACCGGAGUCACUUCGUGCGUUGCGCUGGAAGCUGGAGCUGUGAAGUUGUCGUCGUACCCGGAUUUCAACCAGGGAUACGGGAAACCAACAAUGCUCAACCUCGUGUCGUUUCUCGGCCACGACGUGAUUUCCCGACCUUCCUCCUCGUCCUCGUCGUCAUCUUCCACUGCUUCCACUGCUUCGGCUGCAUCUUCUUCCACCACCAGCAGCAACUCGAUCUACUUUUUCCCCAACUCUUCUGCUGGUUCCGAACCCAGCGUAUUGGAAGGCAGCGAAGUGACGUUCCACUUUAUGUUGACAGCCAGCGUGAACCUGCGCGUCACUUUAGUGUGGACCGACCCUCCCGGAUCCGUUGGGAGCAAGCUGACCUUGCAAAAUGACCUCGACUUAACCUUGAAAGUGGCCAACACGUCGGCUCUGUUUUACCCGUUAUCAGGGAACGGGUCCCGGGACUCUGUCAACAACGUCGAGAUGGUCGAAGUCUCGUACGACGAAGUCUUUGCCGUUGUAACGAAAGCCGGGAUGAAGGUCGACAGCGGAUACAUCUACGUCCAAGCGGUCGUGAGUGGCUACAGUGUCAAAGCAGGCGCGAAUGCAACAACCACGGGUCAGAAGUUCUCCAUUGUGGCGUCGUCCACGCCGUCCUCGACGUCCGUGACGUUUGCAGAUCCACGGGAGACGUCGUUCUGGCAACCGUGGAUGGUCAUUGGCGCGAUCAUCCUCGCCACGUUGGUGGUGCUCGUGAUCAUUGCAGCUGCAUGGCGAAUGUACGUCAAGAUGCGACUGGGAGGGACGUUGAAAGCGACGCACGGGGCGCCGUUUUCAACGAGUGUUGCGCGAACGAAUGCAGUGAGUGGUGGGAACCCAAUGGACUGGAGGCGAGAGCAGAAGCUACGGGCGAAUGAACAAGAGGGGGCCACCACAACUGGAUCGAGGUUCCACACUGUGAAUGCAGGAGGCACUCGACGACCUGCAAGAGAAGAGGAGAUACGGGGUCCAGGGACUGGAGGUACUGCUCGCAUGAGUAGUCGACGUGCGGGGUUUGACCCGUCAGCUGCUGCUUGUCUACGGGAACCGAGUCGACAAGGUCCUACUACAACUGCAACUACUGCAACUACUGCUGCUACUGCUGCUGCUAGAGCAGGGGAGAUGCAGUAUGUCGCUAGUGCUGCAACUCGUUUGGAACCUCCGCUGCCGAUUCCCGCUCGGAAUGCGAAAUGUCAAGGGACUGUUCACUCGCAGCCACCGGUGGUGGUGACCUCUUCUCGGCUACCACCUUCGCGUCGAAGGGAAGAGGUAGUUGCAGAAGGGGUUGCACCGACACGAGAGAGGGAUGUGAAGAGCGAGCGCGUUCGUAGUGUCAGGAAGAACGCGCCGGUCAAGACAACCACAUCAUCAUCUUCUUCAUCACGACGCAAUCGACUGCCGUCUCAGAUUUAA
Peronospora matthiolae is the source of this 3720-nucleotide messenger RNA. The record is from the annotation of a GenBank genome assembly. NCBI's taxonomy places the organism in Eukaryota, Oomycota, Peronosporomycetes, Peronosporales, Peronosporaceae.